GUGGGGGUCUAUGGUGGCCGCUGUGGGGGUGACGCGUGUCCGCGGUCCCAGUGUCCCAUCUCCGGCCACGGAGGCGACCAUUCGCGGGCAGAGAGGAGAGGGCAGGGCAGCGAGGAGAGAGCGAGGCCGCCCUGGGCCGCGUGGCGCCAGCGGAGGGGCCCUGCUGUGAUCUGUCCUUGUCCUUCCCGGCGCGCACGGGAGGUGGUGCUGGUUCCCCGGCCUGGCCCCGGGAAUGUGGGGGCCGGAGCGGGGCUGUUGUCCUUGCUCUGGCUGAUCAGGAACUAAUGGAAGCGGUUGAAGUGGUUCACCGAAAGAGCUGAGCGUCGUCCAGAGGCGUGAUUGGUGGUGAAGGGUUCCGUGCUGUGGUGCUUGUGGAAAAUACAAUGUUCUAUAAAGUUAUUUGCUGAAGCAUGCGUCUCUGUCAUAGUAUAAAGCUUCGCCCGGAACUGGGAAUCGGCCAGAUUUGUGACAUGAAUUGCUCCAUUGCUUGCUUUCUUCUUCUCUAUAGGACUACUCAUGCUGUCUGUGUAGCUUAUUGCUGACAAUAUUUAUCACUUCAGAGGUCCUGCUGCAGUUGGCAGAGGGGAAUGGCUGUGAGAGCUUGUGGCUUGAUCAUCUACAGGAGGCUGCAGCCAGCACCGUCCUCCAAGGUCACUGACAGCAUCGAGUACCUCCUGCUUCAGACAUCCUACGGAACCCACCACUGGACCCCGCCCAAAGGCCAUGUGGACCCAGGGGAGGAUGACCUGCAGACAGCCUUUCGGGAAACACAGGAGGAGGCUGGUCUGCAGGCCAGCCAGCUCACCCUCAUCGAGGGCUACAAGAAAGAGCUGCACUACCCUGUCCAUGGCAAGCCUAAGACCGUCGUGUACUGGCUGGCAGAAAUGAAGGACUGCAACACAGAAAUCAAGCUAUCAGAGGAGCACCAAGCUUUCCAGUGGCUGAAGCUGGAGGAUGCCUGCAAAUUUGCAGAAUUUGAGGACAUGCAAGCAACGCUGAAAGAAGUGCAUCAGUUUCUCUGCUCCAGAGAAUAAGUGUUUUUGUGAAGUGUAAGGGGAUUUCUUGAGGACACAGGUCUGCUUUUUGUGUUUUAAACUGGAGGAAGCAUUAUAUGGCUGCAGAAGUGUAGAUUUUUAUUUUUUUUUUUAAUAUCUGUAGAAAUUCAGUGAGGAUACAUGGAGCCUUUAAAGAGAUUGUGCUUUUGUCUCCCCUAGCUAGCACAAAAAAGCAGUCUGAUUGAACCAUAAACUGGAGAUGUCUGAAUUGAAGCCCAGAGCUAACAAAAGACUUCCUCUGUCUCUGUCUCCUUUUAUUUUUAUUUUUUUUCCCCUUUCUUUUUCUUCCUUGAAGUGCUGAACAACCACAGGUCUUUUUGAAAAAUCAAACACUUGAUACAUCUUGACUUGCUGAUUUAAAGCUAGAGAGUUGAGAAGAUGAGCAUAUGGGGAUUUUUAAUAACAAAACAUUUACUGCAGAAGUCAUACCUUGAAUUUCAAGUGAGGAAGCAGUAGUUCUAUUCCCAACUCUUCCAGUGAUAUGCUGUGAUAACUUGUCAGAUCAUUUCAGGGUGUUUUUGUUUGUAUCAUGAAUUUAUGUACAUCCCUAAUGUACUGUUGUGAGAACAUUUUCAUCCAGAGAAUCUUAGUAAAUGAUUGAAGUAUGGUAUUUAAGUGGUAAUUAAAGUUCUUUUGCCUCUUG
Poecile atricapillus (Black-capped chickadee) is the source of this 1698-nucleotide messenger RNA. It is a transcript of the gene NUDT2, whose product is annotated as nudix hydrolase 2. The transcript is spliced from 3 exons. Bases 588 to 1034 code for a protein of 148 amino acids. Gene Ontology annotation, molecular function: bis(5'-nucleosyl)-tetraphosphatase (asymmetrical) activity. The record is from RefSeq and is a predicted model, not a curated record. Lineage: Eukaryota; Metazoa; Chordata; Aves; Passeriformes; Paridae. Gene Ontology annotation, biological process: ATP biosynthetic process; AMP biosynthetic process.